Messenger RNA from Frankliniella occidentalis (western flower thrips), 2197 nucleotides. RefSeq names its product disintegrin and metalloproteinase domain-containing protein 11-like. Bases 62 to 2182 code for a protein of 706 amino acids. Gene Ontology annotation, biological process: membrane protein ectodomain proteolysis. The transcript has 12 exons. The record is from RefSeq and is a predicted model, not a curated record. Gene Ontology annotation, molecular function: metalloendopeptidase activity. Lineage: Eukaryota; Metazoa; Arthropoda; Insecta; Thysanoptera; Thripidae.
CCACCCGCACGUGAUCUUCGCGGCGCGGGACCGGGGCGGCAAGCACGGCUGCGCCAACGGCAUGGAGGUGGACUACUCGGGCCGGGGCCGCGCGCGGCGGCAGCGGGGCGCGGCCAGGACGUUCCACACCAUGCUGGACGACAUGGUGCUGCCCGCCGACGUGAACCGCGACCUCUUCAAGGGCUUCCGGGAGGUGGACCUCGAGGACGAGGUGGUGGCGGAAGGGGACGACGCCGAGGACGAGGGCUACGAGUCGUACGAGGAGGCGGACGCCGACGGCGAGGACGACGAGGCGGGCAAGAAGAAGACGACGAAGAAGGAGGAGGACAAGGACCAACUCAUUGACGAGCAGAAGAAGAGCAAGAGGGAGAAGAAGAGGAGAAGAAAACUGAUGCGGCUCAAGAGAAACAUCCAGGGCAUGACCAAGUUCAUCGAGCUGGCCCUGGUCCUCGACAAGUCCAUGGUGGCGAAGUUCAGCCGCCGACCGAACUACACGAGGGAGGACAUUGUACACGACGCACUGCAGAUCGCCAACAUCGCGGACCUGUAUUUCCGCACGCUCAACACGCGCGUAUCUGUGGUGUACGUGGAGACGUGGAAAGAGGCCAACCAGGCCACCAUCGUCCCCAAGGACAUCGGGGAGACGCUGCGCAACUUCCACGAGUAUACGGCCAGGACCCUGUACACAAUCGGCAAGGACACGACGCAGCUGCUCAGUGGCGAGGAGUUUCCCAGCGGCCAGAUGGGGAUGGCGGUGCCUCACACGCUCUGCUCCGUCAAGGCCGUCGGCAUCGCGGUUGAGAUGAACGUGUACGAGCCGCACCUGCUGGGCGGCAUCGUCGCCCACAUGAUCGGCCACAAUAUCGGCAUGCUGCACGACGACGGCCGCGACGAGUGCUUCUGCAAGGACUGGCACGGGUGCAUCAUGGCGCAGUCCAUCAUCGGGCUGAACCAUGUGCUCCCCUACAAGUUCUCCGAGUGCUCGGCCAAGGAGUACAUGGAUGUGUUGCGCUUGGGGGAGGCCAUGUGCCUGCUGAACAAGCCCAACGAGAUCCCUGCGACCGGGGCCACUUGCGGGAACCGGAUCGUGGAGGGUCCCGGCGAAGACUGCGACUGUGGCACGGUGGACGAGUGCCAGGACGACAAGUGCUGCGACCCCAUCACGUGCAAGUUCGCCGCCAACGCCGAGUGCGCGCGGGGGCCGUGCUGCACCAGCGACUGCAAGCUGCGCGGCCCCGAGCAGGUCUGCCGCGAGUCGGCCGGCGAGUGCGACCUGCCCGAGUUCUGCACCGGCGAGUUCAGCAUCUGCCCGACCAACGUGUACAAGAAGAACGGCUCUCCGUGCGGGAAGACCAUUCACCAGGUUUCCACCAGCUUCUGCUUUAACGGCACCUGCCCUGUCAGAGACUUCCAGUGCGCCAAGAUCUGGGGAGAAGAUAGUGUAUCAAGCGAUACCGAAUGCUACGAGCAUUUUAACGUCAAAGGCUCUGAGAACGGCCAUUGUGGCACAGCAAAGGACGGUCUGCUGAGGCCAUGCGACAAACAGAACGUUUUGUGCGGGUCUCUGCACUGCACUGGCGGGGAGAAGAAGCCGAUCGGCGAAGAGACUGAACACUCCAGUAUCGUGACAACAAUGAAGGGCAGAGAGACGACGUGCAAGACACUUCAUGACUCGAGAGGGCUCGUCCAAGACGGCACAGGGUGCGGGGAGAACUUCAUCUGUCUGAACCAAACGUGCCAAAGCAUAUACCCCCACAUAGACAAGGACAACUGCCCCAGCAACCACGCAAGCAAGGAAUGUUCUGGGAAUGGGGUGUGCACCAACCAAAACCGGUGUUAUUGUACGCCGGAGUAUGCUGGCCCCGACUGCUCAAUACAGGUGCCGGAUCCUGUGUACAGGAUCCCACAGGCCACUACUACAGAGGAACCCAGCACCACAACGCCCAAAUUCGACCUGUCGAGCAAAAUGACUCAAAAGGAAACCCCCUACGAUGACAAAGCAUCCAACCACGUCUCCACCCUGUCCAUGGUAGUCACCUUGGUCAGCAUGGUGUUCGGGGUCUUUCUAUGCUUCGCAUCGGUUGCAGUUUAUUGCUACAGGUACGCCACGGCUCUCACACACUGGUGCAAAAGCAUAAAUCAAUGCCUUUUUAAAAAUACAAAUCCAACACUUUCGCUCUAAGCGUAUCUCAACUUU